GAAAGAAUGAGCAUUCAUUCGUGCACCUGAGUACUGCUGCCAUGCCAGAGUGAGAGCCGCCUCUUGCAAAUGAUGGAUUCUUGUUUUGUGCCUCUGGAGAUCAACUGAAUUGUGGCUGCAGGACUUGACACAAUGGAGAACAACACAACCGUAUUUCAAGAUGCCACUCAGGUUUUAAAUCUGACAGAAAUACCUCUGAACCCUCUUGAAGAGCAGGUCAUAACAAUAUUUUUGACAGUACUCAUCUGUGUAGUUGGGAUUGCUGGGAACAUUAUGGUGGUGCUGGUUGUGCUGCGCACUAAACACAUGGUGACCCCGACUAACUGCUACCUCGUCAGUCUGGCCAUCGCAGACCUCAUCGUGCUCCUGGCGGCAGGGCUGCCUAACAUCUCUGAUGUUGUAGCCUUCUGGAUAUACGGGUACACGGGAUGCUUGUGUAUAACUUAUCUUCAGUAUCUGGGCAUCAACGUGUCGUCCUGCUCCAUCACAGCCUUCACCAUCGAGAGAUACAUCGCUAUUUGUCACUCCAUAAAGGCACAGUUCAUAUGCACCGUCUCCCGGGCCAAGAGGAUCAUAGCUGCCGUCUGGAUCUUCACCUCACUCUACUGCAUCAUGUGGUUCUUCUUAGUGGACACAGAUGAAACCGUCUACACCAAUGGAGUGGUCGUCACUUGUGGCUACCGCGUCUCCAGGAGCUUCUACAUGCCGAUCUAUUUUCUGGACUUCACUUUGUUCUAUGUGAUCCCUCUCAUUGUGGCCACUGUGCUGUACGGGCUCAUCGCCAGGAUUUUGUUCAUGAGCCCCCUGCCCUCGCAUCUGAACGACAGAGCUGGAGGAGGGUCGGUUCACCAGGGUCACUCCAACAGCACUAACAAGGCCAACAAGGGUGCAGUCUCUGCAAGGAAACAGAUAACAAAGAUGCUGGCUGUGGUGGUCAUCCUCUUCGCCUUGCUCUGGAUGCCUUACCGAACCCUGGUGGUGGUCAACUCCUUCAUCGACCCUCCUUACACCAACACCUGGUUCCUGCUCUUCUGUCGCAUGUGCAUCUACACCAACAGCGCAAUCAACCCCAUCAUUUACAACCUCAUGUCUCAGAAGUUUCGCGUCGCGUUUAAGAAGCUCUGCAAGUGCAACUGGCAACAAAAGGAGAAGGCGGUGGAGUACAACGUGCCGAUGUAUUACAGCGUGAUGAAGGAUUCGUCCCACGAGAGCAACGAGCUGGUCACUGAGCAGGAGGACGUGAGCGGCCACACCAACAAGAGGCUCAACGAAACAGAUGAUGACGCAAGCACGUUUAGUGUUUCUUAAUAAAAGCUUUGAUGAGUUUGUUGGCUUCAUUAGAAUUAGGAAAUUAUCUGUAAAAAUCUUUUGUUUUAAUGUUUAAUGUUGCUGUUAUUUCCACCUGUUAGAAAAAAAAAGUAUUUACUGACCAACAUCUGAAGAUAUUCCUCUUGUUUGCAGGUUGUAUUUGUGGUGUGGUAGUCGUGGUACUUUUUCAUCAGUAUUGUAACUGUGUUGUAAAUAUAGCAUGUGAGACCAGGCUUUAAUGUACCUCACCCUGGGACAUAAUGUGCAUCAUCAUGUGCAUUACCAUUACACAUAAACAAGUGGUUCUUUGAAGUGUUUUUGGAAAUAUUGUACUCACAUGAAAAGAAGAAUGACUGGGAAAAAUGGAUAUUUAAUGUGACACGUAAGAUGCUGUGGUUGCAUAUUUUGAAUUUAUGUCCAGACUUUUUGGUCCAGAACACUGAACUAAACAAAUUGUCAGCGUAAUGUGUCUCUAGAUAACAAGUACACUCAUUGUUUUUUAAUGGUUACACUCUCAGGCUGGAGUGUACUCAACUGUAUCACACACAAUUCAACAGCACUGAUAAUCACACAGUCAAAUAUUUAUCUUUUCUUUUAACACUUGUUUGUACAUUAAUCUCAUUUUAACAAGACAAUAUUUACAGUACAGACAACAACACACAGAGAGAGGUUUAAUCAAGCUGCAUCCACCAAACUAUUCUGGUAUUUAAUUAAAAGGUUUCAUUGGUGAGGUUUACCUUGGUGAAGCCAAAGAACCACAUUUCUAUGAAUAAAUUAAAAUAUUAAUUAGAGUAUUAUUGACAAUUGAAUUUUUUAGCCACGCACCACAAAACCUCAACAACUGUUGGAUGGGUUGUCGUGACAUUUUGUACUGAUUCAUAACUCCCAGAUGAUGAAUCCUGAUGUUUCUUCUAGUGCUACCAUCAUAGUUGAGAUUCGAAGUUUUAAAACAAUGUUUUGACAAUUGGCAUAUUCGCUGGAUUGCCUUUGCCUUUGGUUAGUGCCAUGCAUGGCCGAGUAGUGUGCAUAGGCAAGUGUAUGCGUUUGAACUCUGCUCAGCUGAAGCUCAAAUGCACACAAGUGCUUAGGCAAACCUGGCCACGCUAGUCAUAGGUGGAAGAGUCUUAUAUUGUAAUGUUUCUUUUGCAAAAAUGCAUGUGAUUGGGGAACGAGAUUUGAAUGCAGGCAUUGUGAGAGUUUGUAAACAGGACUUUUGUUUUAUUCUCAGGAGGCAUGCAAGAAAACAAAGUUCCUUUUACAAAUUGAGCUGAACACACAAAAUGGUAAAAACGGUCAUUUUGGGGGUGAAGUAUUUUUUGGAAUUUGUACCAUAAUUUGGUUUACAAACCAAAUAUCUGCAAAACUGACGACACUUCGAUCAGCCUCUGUACUUUGUAUGUAGUGCUAAAUAGCAAAUGUCAGCAUGCUAACGCAUUGAGCUAAGAUCAUAAACAUGAUCAACCUGCUAAACAGCAGCAUGUUAGCAUUGUCAGUUUGGGCAUGUUAGCAUACUGGUGUUAGCAUUCAGCUCAUAGCAGCAAUAUGCCUGAGUACAGGCUCACAGAGCUGCUAGCAUACCUGUAGACUUUUACAGUGUGUCUCAAAUCACAUACUUCCAU
This is a messenger RNA of Epinephelus lanceolatus (giant grouper), 2927 nucleotides long. Its product is annotated as thyrotropin-releasing hormone receptor-like. Gene Ontology annotation, molecular function: thyrotropin-releasing hormone receptor activity. Lineage: Eukaryota; Metazoa; Chordata; Actinopteri; Perciformes; Serranidae. The record is from RefSeq and is a predicted model, not a curated record. Gene Ontology annotation, biological process: phospholipase C-activating G protein-coupled receptor signaling pathway. Gene Ontology annotation, cellular component: membrane.